Fomitopsis serialis is the source of this 1440-nucleotide messenger RNA. RefSeq lists its product as uncharacterized. Lineage: Eukaryota; Fungi; Basidiomycota; Agaricomycetes; Polyporales; Fomitopsidaceae. The coding region runs from base 1 to 1440 and encodes 479 amino acids. The transcript is spliced from 9 exons. The record is from RefSeq and is a predicted model, not a curated record.
AUGUCACUUCCAUCCCUGAAGCAACAGAUUGUCCUGCCCCUCGAACAUCGUGCCCAGGAGCAAGAUGCACUCAAGCUACACAACUGGAGCCCACUGCGAGGGGUGGUACCCUAUUCCUGCUUCCUCCGCUCAGCCUACAGCUUUGUGUUGUCAUGCGUGCACAACAGGUCACCAAAUUUCUGCUUGAAGGGUGGGAGGAGCUCCUGUAACACCUGGGUGACUAUCACCCUGUCUUGCAAGCAAUCUUGUACAUCUUCAAAGGUUUACCAUUCUUAUGACAGCUCAACUUAUCCUCAAUCAACCUUUGAGUACAAUACAGAUGAUUCAGAGCUGGUGAUGACCAGGACAAGCCCCCUUCACCAGGAUGCAAUUCACAGUGUUGACGCUGCGGGUUGCAAAGGAAAUGGUGGACAUACAUUAGGCAUCCUCUGCAGUGACGGACACAUGCAAUUCAAGAUCCCAGAUCUUGUGACAUCAAUCCAUAUCAAUCCACCAUGCAAUGUGUACAUGUCUGAUGGAGAGGUUCACAAUACAAAUGUUGACAUCAUAGAGUUUGAGGCGUGUGUUUGUGAGACUAUGGAAGAUGUGUUUGAGAAGGUCAAGAACAAUUGCACUGAGGGAUUGGAAGACAGUCGAAAAGUGUACCAAAAAGUCAUUUGGAUCAUUAUCAACAUCAAUGAGAGUGCCUGCACCACUUUGGUGGUACCAAACUUCAAGAACAUGGACCAGAGUCUGCUGGACUACAAGUUUAUCCCCUCACCAGAUGAUGAAAGUCACAUCCUCUUCAGUGGUGUCUUGCACGGGCUUGAAAUCUUGCUCAGAAAGGUCUCUGCUGAGCUGUAUCUUUUCCACAGGGAUGAUGACCUCAACAAGCUUCAUGAGGGGGUCUGUAAUCAUUGGGGCCCAGAAGAGUAUAUUGGGAAGGGGCACGGUGUGUGUCUGCUGCCCAAGUACAAUGGGCAGGAUGAGCUGGCUGCUUUUUUGCCUAGAUGGGCUUACACUGCUGGCAUGUUCCAUGGCAUGGGCUUUGAAGAAUGGCAGAAGUUGUCUGAGUGCCCCACCCUCAAUGUUCUCCAUCAGGUGGAAGAUCCCCUUCAUGAAAUAAUUGAAGCUCAAGGUGCACAGCUCACUGCCGAGGCUCACCAUUGCCAGUGGUAUCUCAGGGGCAGCCAGAUGUUCCAAAGACCUCUGAGCUCAGUGAUGCCCGUCACGGAGUCCUGUACAAAGAUCUUGUACCCGCCAGUUAAGGAAGAAUGUGUUCACACACCUGAAGAGGCAGGUGGUGAUGAUACAAGGGGGAGAAGCGUGCAAUGGUCCACACAGGUUAUAAGACUGGAUUGGUCUCCGAAGGAAGGUGGACAAAAAAGGAAAGUGUGGCGUGAUGUGGACGAGAACAAUGCAUUUAACUGGGGGAAGGAGGACACUCAGAGUAGUGCAUAG